Molecule: messenger RNA, 2083 nt
Organism: Oreochromis niloticus (Nile tilapia)
Lineage: Eukaryota; Metazoa; Chordata; Actinopteri; Cichliformes; Cichlidae
Gene: hao1
Product: hydroxyacid oxidase (glycolate oxidase) 1
Exons: 8
Coding region: 80-1195 (371 amino acids)
Molecular function (GO): FMN binding; oxidoreductase activity
Source: RefSeq, a predicted model, not a curated record
UGAUUAAACUAGUUCUGUUUAUUGCAAAUCACAGAGAGGUUGCAGUUUUCAGUUUUCUGGUAGUUCGAAGUGAAAAACAAUGCAGCGUGUUUGUGUGUCGGACUUUGAGGAGGAAGCCAGGAAAGUUCUUCCUAAAGCUGUGUAUGACUACUACCGCUCAGGAGCCGAUGAGCAAAAGACACUAGCUGACAAUGUGGCUGCCUUCAACAGGUGGUAUCUGGUUCCUCGAGUGCUGAGGGAUGUGUCUACAGUGGAUCUGUCUGUCUCAGUGCUGGGGGAGAAGCUCAGCAUGCCGCUCUGCAUCGCUGCCACAGCAAUGCAGAGGAUGGCUCAUCCUGAAGGAGAGACAGCUACAGCAAAAGCAUGCAAAGCAAUGGGAACUGGGAUGAUGCUGAGUUCCUGGGCAACCUCAACAAUAGAGGAAGUGAUGUCAGCAAUGACUACUUCACUGGGCAGUGGUGGUGUCCUCUGGCUGCAGCUCUACAUCUAUAAAGACAGAGAGCUCACGCUGUCGUUGGUGCGCCGGGCCGAGAAGGCGGGCUACAAAGCCAUCUUUGUUACCGUGGAUACACCAUACCUAGGGAAGCGAUUGGAUGAUGUGCGCAACCGCUUUAAGAUGCCCCCACACCUGAGCAUGGCUAACUUCUCAACAGCCUCCCUGGCUUUCUCUGAGGGAGACUACGGCAAUGACAGUGGCCUGGCUGUUUAUGUUGCAAACGCCAUAGACCCUUCUAUCUGUUGGGAUGACAUCAUGUGGCUGAAAAAACACACACGUCUCCCUGUGAUUGUAAAAGGAGUAUUAAAUGGCGAGGAUGCUGCCAAGGCUGUGAACUGUGGUGUCAGUGGCAUCCUGGUGUCCAAUCACGGAGCUCGGCAACUGGACGGGGUUUCUGCCACGCUAGAUGCCUUGGAGGAGGUGGUGAGGGCAGCGCAGGGUCGAUGUGAAGUCUACAUGGAUGGAGGAGUGAGACGCGGGACAGACAUCCUAAAGGCCUUAGCUCUGGGAGCAAAGGCUGUUUUCAUUGGUCGACCUGUGCUGUGGGGCCUUGCCUGUCAGGGGGAACAAGGAGUUAUUGAGCUUCUGGAACUUCUGAAAGAUGAACUGCGAUUGGCUAUGGCCCUGUCAGGUUGUCGUUCAGUUUCUGAAGUAAGCAGGUCCCUGGUCAGGAGAAUGGAAUUCACCUCGAGGAUGUGAGAGAACUGAAGAAUACACUAAUUAUACUUUUAUGAAUCACUAAAUGAAUUCUUGAUGUCAAAACAAAGUGCUAUGGUUCCUGUUAAAAGGUAAUGUUUUUAAAGUGGUGCCUUUGACUAGAGCAUGUGAAAACUGAUACAAAAUACAGGGCCAUAAAUCUUUGGACAGUCUCCCAUAAGACGAGCCCUGGAGCUGAUUGUGAGUAAUGAACUUGUAUUUAAUAUCUUUAACUGAAACUCUGAAUACUGAGAUUGAAUCUAACUGUGAAUUGUUAAUAUAAAUAACACAUUCGAAUCACAUCACAUCUAGCCCAGUCAAAAACACUUAAGGAUGAAGCUGUUUCAUUAGCAAAGUCGAAAAUCAAGAGAGACUUCACGAAUGAGGGUUUAUAACAUGGUGCAAAAUGUUAUUGCUAAUUAAUCUUAACAGUAAUCUCUGUCUGCACGUCUGGACUGUGGGAAUGAGCAAGAGCAAAUCAACACAGGCACAGAGAGAAUAUGCAAACUCUACACAGAAGGUUCAAAGCAGAAACUCUCUUGUUGUGAGCUAUGACGAACAUGCAGCAAAGUUCACUCUCUUCAUAACACUUGAUGUAAAAACAAGAAACUGUAUUUGCUUUGGAGUACAAAAAGUUGCUCCUUGUAAUGAAAUGUUAAGAAAAACAUUAGAAAUAUGCUGUCUUUGAAUUUUCUUUAAGCUACGACUGGAUUCUUCUGAAGACAAGUUAGACACAAAAUAUAAAAGCCCUUAAGCAGGAAAACUGCCAGAAGACAAAUUACUUCAUUCAUGCAAUCUAACAUUCGAUCAUUCGGUAGUUAGUGCUGACCUGUAUGUGUAAACUUCCCGUCCUGAAUUCCUAUUCCGAUUCCUGAACCUAUCCCUAAUUGA